UCACGGCUGUAUCAGCGUGGAUCAGCCGAGGGAGGACCGGCGAGAACUCGCCGCGGCAUGACCGAUCCCGAUGCAGCCAGCAGCUCCACUCCAGCCUGCACUUGACUUUCCUCUCACUUGACUCUCUGCAGGCAGCAAACAUGUCUCGAUUCGUCGUCCGUCUCUUCCUAGUUGCUUCUCAGCACGCCACAGCAAGAUCUGCGGUGUUACCAAGGAGGAUCCCGGUGUUCAUCCGCCCUGUAUCCACAUCUCCAGACCUGCAGUCUCUCACACGAUACAAUAAGACAACAGACUGGCACAAGAAACUGACCCCAGAACAGUAUGUUGUCACCAGAGAAAAAGGGACCGAAGAGCCUUUUAGUGGGAUCUACCUGAACCACUAUGAGAAGGGGAUGUACCACUGUGUCUGCUGCGAUGCUCCACUUUUCAGUUCAGAGGCAAAGUAUGAGUCUGGGACAGGCUGGCCAGCGUUCAAAGAGGCUCAUGGGACAUGGGAGCGCGAUGAAAGCCAUGCCUCCAUCAUUCGUCGUCCAGACAACAGCCUGGGUAGUGCUGGGACAGAGGUCCUUUGUAAAAAUUGUGAUGCCCACCUUGGCCAUGUGUUUGAUGAUGGGCCCGACCCGACAGGUCAGCGGUUCUGUAUCAACAGCGCAGCUCUUACAUUUAAACCCAGAGAUAACAACAAACCUGACAAGGAUGAGCAGAACUGAUGGACUUAAACCACUGAAAAUAUUAUUUUUUACCUGCAAGUGAGUCACUCUCAGUUUCUUGUUGGGAAACGGUGGAUAUUUGCAGGACAUGAGUAGAUGAAUCACUUGCUAUCUCUUAAUAAAAGUUAUAUUGAUUUUUUUUUAUUUGUUUACUAAUAUUUGUUGAGUACAAAAUUUUGUACGAAAUAGAAUGUCAUCUGAUGUGAUUGCAGUUUGAAUAAAAAGCUUAACGCUUUAUGUGGGAUGCCCUGGAUAACAAAUUAAUAUCACACAUGUAAAAACAUGUUUUUAACAGCAUUUCUAUGUCUGUCACAUGUUUUCAUAUCUGAAAGAAAUGUCAAAAAAACAUGAUCUAGUAAGACCUGCUUAUCUGUUUGAAUGGCAGAUUGUAAAACACCAGAAGUUCUGUUAUGACAUUGCUGUUAUUUGUGUUUUCUGGUUUGGCAGUUGACCUGUCUGUGUUAGGAAUAAUCCAUACAUAACAGACAAUCUGUCAAUAAAUGUGCAUUGUGUUUGUUCUGA
Amphiprion ocellaris (clown anemonefish) is the source of this 1232-nucleotide messenger RNA. It is a transcript of the gene msrb2, whose product is annotated as methionine sulfoxide reductase B2. Gene Ontology annotation, biological process: protein repair; response to oxidative stress. NCBI's taxonomy places the organism in Eukaryota, Metazoa, Chordata, Actinopteri, Pomacentridae. Gene Ontology annotation, cellular component: cytoplasm. The record is from RefSeq and is a predicted model, not a curated record. The transcript has 5 exons. The coding region runs from base 141 to 710 and encodes 189 amino acids. Gene Ontology annotation, molecular function: peptide-methionine (R)-S-oxide reductase activity.